ACCAGAAACCCUAAUUUGUUCAAUGUCUGUUUUGCCCCUGUAAAUUAAUAUAAAACAUCGCGGUUAACUUUUUUUUACUUUUUGUCACAGCAAAAAAAUUCAGUUUACGAUUUAGGGUUGAUCUAAAAUGAGGAAGUGGUGAGUGUAGACUCUCUGCUUCUUUUUGGUUGAGAUUAUAUGGACACUUUGAGUGAUGAUUUGCUCAUCAAGAUACUCUCAUCUACUCCGACCAAACUCGCCGUGUCCACGAGCGUUUUGUCAAAACGAUGGUCGUCGCUUUGGACAAUGGUGCGAAGACUCACAUUCGAAGAUCAAUGGAUCCAUACUGUGGAUAUGAUUGAUUGCAUAGCGUUGCCGUCACAUGCCGUCUCAGGGACCUUGCUGUUACACAAGUCGCCAGUUAUAGAAACUUUCCACCUCACCAAAGCUUAUGGAUGCAGCGAUUCGGAGAUUUAUCUAUGGGUUAGAAUCGCAGUCGACCGUUUCGUGCGUGAUCUGAAGAUAAGCUAUACAGAUGAACACCGCUUUAUAAGGUUGCCGAGUAGUCUGUUUAGAUGCGAAACACUCGAGACCUUGGAACUCCAUAAGGUUGUUUUCUUGGAUGUUCCUUUUCGGGUUAGCUUACAGUCGCUUAGGACGUUGCGCCUUCGAGCUGUUAAGUAUGCUAACGAGGAAUCUUUCGUCAGGCUUAUAUCCGGUUCCCCUGUUCUUGAAAACCUGGUUGUUCACAGCUGUAGCUAUGACAAUGUGGAGACUUUCACCAUCGACGUGCCUUCCCUUCGGAGUUUGACUGUUUGGAACACAUCGGGCGAUCCCGAGCCUGGUUACAGUUUGUUGGUGAUACAUUCCCAUUCUUUGAACUUUUUGGAUGUUGUAGAUGAGUGGGGCGAAGUUAAUGUGAUGGGUGAAAUGUCGGAGCUUGUGGAGGCGAGUCUUAAUACUUUGGCAACCCGAGGGAAUGUUUUGGGAUCUCUUACAUUCGCCAAACGUCUUUCUCUAACCUUAGCCUUAAAAGGACUUGAUCCUGUUGGUAGCAUUUACUUUCAGCUUGUGCAUUUGGAGUUCCGCGGAUGCGAUGAAAGCUGGUCGAGUUUGCUCAUGCACGUGCUCCGACAUUCCCCUGUACUUCAAACUCUCAAGCUUGUUGUACUGGACAACUGGAAUUUUGAGCGAGGUGUCAAGGUUCGUUGGUACCGGCCGAGCUGUGUUCCCGAAUGUUUGUUGUUCCAUCUCAAAACCUUCGAGUGGGUAGACUACAAUGGAACAGACGAUGAGAAACGAGUGGCAGUUUAUGUGCUGAAGAACGCGAGGCGAUUAGAGACCGCAACUGUCUUCCCUGAGUCAUUCGUAGUGAACAAACGUCUGGUGUUUGAGGAAUUGGAAAUUGCAACGAGGGGUUCGAGAGCAUGUGAGCUCACAAUGGGUUAACAAAAAGAAAGUUAGUUUUAGCUAACUAUGUUUGUCACUGUCCAGCUUCUUAUUUCAUUUGCUCACCAAUUGAAAGAUUGAACAAUUACAAACAGUGCAAUGAAGUGUUGAUUUUAGUUA
This is a messenger RNA of Brassica napus (rape), 1548 nucleotides long. Its product is annotated as F-box/FBD/LRR-repeat protein At5g56420-like. Bases 178 to 1428 code for a protein of 416 amino acids. Gene Ontology annotation, molecular function: protein binding. NCBI's taxonomy places the organism in Eukaryota, Viridiplantae, Streptophyta, Magnoliopsida, Brassicales, Brassicaceae. The record is from RefSeq and is a predicted model, not a curated record. The transcript is spliced from 2 exons.